This is a messenger RNA of Solea senegalensis (Senegalese sole), 1414 nucleotides long. RefSeq names its product H6 family homeobox 2 (gene hmx2). Lineage: Eukaryota; Metazoa; Chordata; Actinopteri; Pleuronectiformes; Soleidae. Gene Ontology annotation, biological process: regulation of transcription by RNA polymerase II. Gene Ontology annotation, cellular component: nucleus. Gene Ontology annotation, molecular function: RNA polymerase II transcription regulatory region sequence-specific DNA binding; DNA-binding transcription factor activity, RNA polymerase II-specific. The record is from RefSeq and is a predicted model, not a curated record. The transcript has 2 exons. Bases 305 to 1129 code for a protein of 274 amino acids.
GUGGAGGAGGUUACCUACAUGCAAAUGAAGCCACGCAACCUUGCUGCCUCUGAAGCAGAGCGUGAGGAGGAGGACCAGGAUUACACUCAUGUUCCCCGAGCUCGAGAAAAAACACCUCCAUGUUAAAACUCCACAAUUAAUCUGAGGCUGAGGGAGGAAAAAAAGAAAGAAAAGAAAGAAAGAAGGGGGAUAAAAAACAAAAAACAAACAACCGGUUUGGUCAUCUUUACGCACCGAUCGUGCAAGAGCAAUAAGGGAAUACGAGGGCGCAGACAGAUUCAGUCAAUACUGUUAUGAGGCGAGAAUGAGUAACGCAGAAGACAGCGGGAGCAAGUGCUCGUCGGGCCCGAUUUCCAGCUUCACAAUCCAGUCUAUCUUGGGCACGCCGUCCGAUGCGCCGCGCUCCGGGACCAAGGAGCUCUCCAAGGGGCCGCCGCUGCCGCCGCUGCCGCCGCCGCGGAGGCGCUCACUGUCCGUGUCAUCCGAGGAGGAGUGCAGCGGCGGGGAGGAUUCAGCAGACUGCUUCUGCUCCGACACGGGUCACAGCGAGCGCCAAGCGCACAACUUCUCAUGUUUAGGUCCCGCUAAAGGACUAAUGCCUGGGAGUGAGGGGCUGUCGCGGCGUGCGCACCUGCCGCAGCCUCUGCUGCAGGAUUACAAGGAGGAGCAGGAGAGGCCGUGCCGCCAGCUGUCACCGCUGUCCGAGGAGAGGCACGCGGACGGCGGCGCGGACAAGCAGGGCAACUCGGCCAAGAAGAAGACGCGCACGGUGUUCUCGCGGAGUCAGGUGUACCAGCUGGAGUCCACCUUCGACAUGAAGCGCUACCUGAGCAGCUCGGAGCGCGCGUGCUUGGCCUCCAGCCUGCAGCUGACGGAGACUCAGGUCAAGACGUGGUUUCAGAACCGGAGGAACAAAUGGAAACGGCAGCUCUCGGCGGAGCUGGAGGCGGCCAACAUGGCCCACGCGUCCGCACAGACACUCGUGGGGAUGCCGCUGGUUUUCAGAGAUAACUCCUUGCUGCGCGUUCCAGUUCCGCGCUCUAUCGCCUUUCCAACGCCCCUCUAUUACCCGGGGAGCAACCUGCCAGCGUUACCUUUAUACAACCUGUAUAACAAGAUUGAGUACUGACUGACUCUGUACACUGUCGUGUUCACCACUGCAGUCCACGCAUUAGAAUACAAUACAACUCAUAUAACGUGUCUCCACAUCUUAACCCCGCUGUAUAUUAAAUUGUAUCACUUUAUUUGUUUGAGGAAACUAUUAUGCAGCAACUGUGCAUCACACAAGAAAGCAAUCAAGCUUCCCUAUGUAUGUAUAAAAAUACACCAUGUGUAUAAUUAUUAAUUAUAUUGAUUUUUUUUUUAACUAUUUUAUUUCUCGCCUUUUAACCGAUUAAAACAUUUGGAGUCUUCA